AUGGCCCGAAAGAUUGGUGAAGUCGAGGUGCAAUACAUUCCCUCGAAGCGAGACUUCAGCAACGUCUGGUGCGAAUACGGUUCGUCGACGCAACUUUUACCGAAAGGAUGGCAGAGAGACCCAGAUCGCCGAGCACUGCCCGAGGCCAUCAUAUGGGAGAAGGAUGUUGCGAUUCCUCUCCGUGACGGGGUCAGACUGAGGGCGGAUGUGUUCCGACCUGCCAGAUUACAGGGCCAACCAGUUCCUGCGCUGCUGCCAUGGAGUCCAUAUGGCAAGACUGGGACAGGCUCCUAUUUGACUACCAACUUCGAAUUUCUGGGCAUCCCCAAGAACUCGUUAAGCGGACUAGAAAAGUUCGAGGCCCCAGACCCGGCCGAGUGGUGCGCCAGAGGCUACUCCAUAGUCAAUGUCGACUCUCGCGGAGCGUUCAAAUCCGAAGGUGACAUACUCUGGUUUGGAACUGAGGAAGGCAAGGAUGGGUACGACACGAUAGAAUGGAUUGCGAAGCAAGAAUGGUGCAACGGGUCCGUUGCUACGGUUGGAAAUUCAUGGCUUGGAAUCUCACAGUGGUACGCCCUGUUUACUGCGGCGGAGAAACCGCCGCAUCUGAAGGCGAUGGCACCUUGGGAAGGACUGGGAGACUUUUACCGUGAAACGCUUUGUCGUGGGGGAAUUCCCAACCCGCUCUUCUGGGAUCUGCUGGGUCAAUGUCUCGAAGGUGAGCAUUUGCGCGAGGAUGUCAUUGGUAUGCUAGAGAAAUACCCCCAUAUGAAUGCGUACUGGGAGGACAAGAAGGCCCAGAUCCAGAAUAUCAAAAUCCCCAUGUAUGCUCUGGCAAGCUAUUCAAGCUGCUUGCACACGGAGGGAUCCAUCCGGGGUUGGAAGUAUUCGAGUUCCACGGAGAAAUGGUUACGAGUGCAUCCGACGCAGGAAUGGUUCGAUAUUUACUCAUCCGAAGCCACUGACGAUCUCCAGAGAUUCUUAGAUCACUACCUUCUUGGAAAGGACAACGGAUGGGAAUUUACGCCCAAGGUUAGGAUCUCUCUUCUGCGAUACAAUGCACCUCCCAUCAUCAAUCGCGCAGAGGACAACUACCCUCCCUCGAGAACCAAGUACGAGACCUUCUACCUGGACUGCGAUGCUGGAAAACUUACAAAGUCGCCACCGAAGGUCGAAUCAGAGACCAGUUAUCAAUCCGAUACUUGGGAGGACGACGGCAGCCACUUCACCUACACCUUUGACAAACAUACAGAACUCUGCGGGUUUUCGAAAGUAAAGCUUUACAUGUCUUGUGACGAAUUGGACGACAUGGACGUCUAUGUUAUUAUUCGAAAACUCGAUGCCGAUGGGCAGGCUCUGCUGCAUUACAACAUUCCCUUCAUCAACCAAAAGCCUCACACUCGACCGGAAGACAUUGACCAUAUCAAUGUGUACAAGUACGUGGGCCCCAAUGGGCGUCUUCGAGCCUCGAAACGGGAGAUCGCCGAGGAACCUGGUUUGACAUCGGAUAUGAGGAAGAGCAGAGACCCUACCGAGGUCUGGUACCCCUAUUAUAAGACAGCCAAGGUCCCCAAAGGUAAUAUUGUUGAGCUGGAGAUUGCAAUCUGGCCCGGAGGGAUGGUCUUUGAGGCCGGAGAGAGCAUGAGACUGGAGAUCAAGGGUCAUGAUCCAGUCUUGCCUGAACGGCCAGACAUGGAAAAGAAAAUGACAAACCAAAAUGUGGGUCGGCACAAGAUACAUGGGGGUGGAAAGUAUCCUAGCCAGUUGAUAGCGCCCCUGCUCUCGUGA
Exophiala spinifera is the source of this 1788-nucleotide messenger RNA. RefSeq lists its product as uncharacterized. The transcript is spliced from 5 exons. The record is from RefSeq and is a predicted model, not a curated record. NCBI's taxonomy places the organism in Eukaryota, Fungi, Ascomycota, Eurotiomycetes, Chaetothyriales, Herpotrichiellaceae. Bases 1 to 1788 code for a protein of 595 amino acids. Gene Ontology annotation, molecular function: dipeptidyl-peptidase activity.